AUGCGCGCGCGCACGCUGCUGCUCGCGCUGGCUGUGGCGCUGGCGGCAACAGCGCGAGAGUUGCGUGUACUACAGGACGCACGGACCUCGUUCUAUCUGGCGAUCGCCGCACCGUCUUCAGCCUCCGACUUUGUGCGCACCUUCAAUCGUACUCUCAACGAUCUAUCAAAAACCUAUCUCGCCGGAGAUUAUCCCCUCUAUCUACGCAAUAUCACGCUGCUACCGCUGUACAUCGAGCUGCCAGAAGAUGAAAGGUUUAGUGCGCGGGUAUUGGAACAGACGUGUGCAGCACUGGAGGGGCGCAGGGUUGCUGCUCUCCUGGUUUGUGGUGGAGGCUCUGCUGCUGCAGCACUGGUUUCAACAGCCUCCCGCGCAGGUGUUCCCGUUAUCCGCGCAUCGCCAUCCCAUUUGCGGUUCGCAUAUACCAUCGCCAAUGAACUGCUGCCUUUGGAGGUUCGACUGGAGAUAACAGCAAGAGAAACCUUACAUGCACUCAGAGCCACUCUACUGCACACCCAUUGGCAUACUUUUACUUUGCUUGCUGAAGAAAACAUAUAUUUAACGCUAUCGCUACGGAAGGAUCUCUCUUCAAUCCUUACAACUCAACCGCUUAAUCCUAAAUGGCUCUCGCUUCCUUCGAAUUAUACACGCCGUGCCAUCUUUAGGCGACUUGCCGAAGUCUCGAGACUGACACGGGGUGUGGUUGUUCUAAUUUGCGAUAUUAAUUAUGCGAAGCUUAUUAUGGACGAAGCCAAACGCUUAAAUAUGCUUGAUGGUCAUUUUUUCUGGUUAUGGAUCGACGCUUCUAAUGAAAUUGAUGUUUUCCACAACAUCGGAAAUCGUACUAAAUAUGCAGAGGAAAAUUACAGCGAGAGCUUGAAAGAAAAAGAUGAAGCAUUUACAUUUGAUGAUUUUGAGCGUAUCAAACGAGAUCACGCAGACAAUAAUUCAUUAGAAGCAAAUAGUCCUAAAAUUACGAGAAAAAAUAAUAGAUUUUCAAAUAAAAGUAGUAUUAUGGGAAGUAGAGAUGUAAGAAAUAUUUCAGAGAAUUCAAUUUAUCGUCGUGUUAGUAGAAAUACAAAUAAAAUUGAAACGCACAUGAAUAGUAAAUUAUUAUAUACAAAUUUUAGUCAUUCGUAUAAUAUUAGUCGCAAUAUUAGUGAAAAUGUAAGGACUUAUAAUGUAAAGAAAAAAGGCGUUGAAACUUCUAAAAUUGAAAAGAAUUCAGUUGAGAGGGAAAAUUUGUCUUUCCUCGAUAUAAAUAAGGGUAAACAGAUUAGUUCUAGUGAAUUGAAUAGUGAAUCUUUUAACAAAUAUGUAAAUAGUAUAAAUAUAAACAAAGUUUAUGAUAAAAAUGAAGUAUUAGAAGAAAAUACUGUAAGUAGUAUCGAUAGUCAAGAACUAAGAGAUAGAAUAUUAUUUUCAAGUGAUAUUAGUGAUUUCAUUAUGAAUCCCACGGUGCAAACUCCUACGAGUUAUAUAAGAGGUGCAAUCGAGAAACGAAAUAAUCGAUAUGCGAUGGACCACGAGGAGCCAAUUAGUAGAGACGAAAGUGAUAUUAAUAAAAUAUUUAAUAGCCUCCCAGUUGGGUUACUAGCAUUACAUCCGCAGUCUAUGAAAAUAGAUAGUUCAUUUGCAAAGGCUGCUGUCAGAAUGAUGGUUGGAGCACUUAGGCGUGUACUUCGCGCUUGCGACGCGUGGUCAGCUCAAGCACAAUUUUUUAGCGACGCAGCUGCGUCUUGCUGGGAUGAACCCAGUGAUGCCGCAUCAGACUUUUCCAUGGAAUUUGUGAGAGAAAUAAGAAUCUCUGCAGCAGCAGCAUUAGCUGGUGGAUUAGAACGGCCAGAGCAGUCUCUAUUAGCUGAGUUUGCUUUUUUAAAUUUAGUAACAAACCCCAAUGGUGGUAAUAAGUGGAGACAAGUUGGCCAUAUCCUAGGUCGCAGUGUAAGACUUCAUACAAUAGUGUGGCCAGGAGGUCGUCUAGUUGCUCAUGGCCAAUCAUCAGGCGCUCGCACUAUUUUCCGCAUAGUGACAGCUCUAGCUCCACCUUUUGUUAUGGAAGGUGAAUUGGAUGAAGAUGGUCAAUGUCUACGCGGACUGCCGUGUCAUCGUCCACAAACGUCUGAUCGAGAUAAUCUUACUCUUGUUUUUAACGAAUUAGAAAGAGACGGCGAUCAAACAACAACAGAUUUUUUUUUCCCAACACCUAAACCAUCAACUAUUUGGAAAAUGGCUACUCAUUGUUGCUAUGGAUUUGCAAUGGACUUGUUAGAAAAUAUCGCAGAAGAAUUAGAAUUUGAUUUUCAUUUAUAUAUUGUAGAUGAUGGUCUAUAUGGAUCUCGAAAAUUAGUAAAACCAUUUCGUAAUUUCGAUGACGAUAAAAAUACUGAUAAAAAAUAUAGAUCAAGUGACCGAUCUCAGGCCAAGCAACGAGAAGAUUUUAUUGAUAUAAAUAAAAAUGAGUAUAAUAAACAAACUACCUUGUCAGGAGACGGGGAUUCCAAUGAAAAUACUGAUAUAUGGAAAUGGAAUGGUAUUAUUGGAGAUUUGGUGUCCGGAGCUGCGCACAUGUCAUUUGCUGCCCUUAGCGUGUCUGCUGCUAGGGCAGAAGUAGUUGACUUCAGCCAACCUUAUUUUUUUAGCGGAAUAUCUAUUUUAGCAGCACCAAACCAAAGACCAGACAUACCACUUUUAGCGUUUUUGUUACCAUUCUCUCCAGAGUUGUGGAUUGCAAUAUUCACUUCACUAAAUGUUACAGCUAUAGCUGUGGCAAUAUAUGAAUGGCUUUCUCCAUUUGGAUUAAAUCCAUGGGGCAGACAAAGAUCAAAAAACUUUAGUAUUUCAAGCGCACUCUGGGUAAUGUGGGGACUUCUUUGCGGACACUUAGUUGCUUUCAAAGCCCCAAAAAGCUGGCCUAAUAAAUUCCUAAUCAAUGUUUGGGGUGGCUUUUCUGUGAUAUUUGUCGCAAGUUACACAGCUAAUAUAGCAGCGCUGAUAGCCGGUUUAUUUUUUCAUAAUGCUGUUGAUGACUACCAAGGAAGGGGCAAUUGGUUGUCAUUACGAGUCGGAACAGCAAAAUCUUCAGUAGCUGAAUAUUAUAUUCAACGAAAUAAUCCACUGUGGGCGCAACAAAUGCGUCGUUUUGCCCUUCAUAAUAUAGAGGAAGGAAUUGAGCGGCUGAGGAAUGGAAGUUUGGACCUUUUGAUAGCCGACUCACCUGUUUUAGACUAUUAUCGCGCCACAGAUCACGGCUGUAAGCUUCAACGCGUAGGAGACCAUGCUCUCACUAAAGACAUUUAUGCAAUAGGCAUGUCAAAAGGAUUUCCUCUAAAGGACAGCAUAUCGGCAGUAAUAGCCAAAUAUUCAUCAAACGGUUAUAUGGAUAUUUUAACUGAGAAAUGGUACGGUGCUUUACCUUGCUUCAAACUAAGUCCUGAUUAUGGAAUACAGCCAAAACCACUCGGAGUUGCGGCUGUAGCGGGCGUAUUUAUAUUACUGGGAGUAGGAAUGAUAGUAGGAUGCUUAAUAUUGAUUUUGGAACAUCUUUUUUAUAAAUACACGCUUCCUAUUUUACGUCAUCAACCCAAGGGAACUAUUUGGAGGAGUAGAAAUAUAAUGUUCUUCAGUCAGAAACUGUACAGAUUUAUAAAUUGCGUAGAACUUGUAUCACCACAUCAUGCCGCGAGGGAGCUAGUUAAUACUAUUCGGCAGGGUCAUUUUACAUCUUUAUUCCAAAAAAGUGUAAAAAGGAAGGAACACGAACAGCGUAGAAGAAGAAAAAGCAAGGCACAGUUCUUUGAAAUGAUCCAAGAAAUCAGAAGGGUCCAGCAAGGUCGUGAUCUUUCCUUGGAUUCGAUUAAAGAAAAUGCUGUUGUGGAAACAUCAGAAUUCUCGGAAGAAGUAACUGAGACAAAAUUUCUUUCACCGUCACCCGACGUAUCAAGUCAUUCACCACGUCGAAGCAGGUCGCCAAGACAAUAUAGAUCUCCAAGAAGUAAAAGAAAAAGGUGUAGUUUAGCGGGUCUUAAUGUACGUAGAUUUAGCACUGAUUCAGUCUUAGGGUCCGAUUCUGCUUCAAUAUAUGAAAAAACUAGUAUUAACAUUGGUCGAAGAUUAAGUCGUGAUGUCAGCUUCCUAACAAAUUCCCCCCCGGAUAUUAAUACAAGACUACGAACACCAUCCCCGAUGGUUAGGCGACCCGAAGGAUCCUCUACUAGAUCUUAUCAAGACAUGUCUGAUUCUUCUCCUAAUUAUUUAGCCAUAGACGCUCCAAGUCAUCGAGCGAGUGUGGAAAUAAUGGUAACUCAGGAAUCUGAAAUUUCAUCUGCUUCGCCUUAUAACAGAGUGUCUCCAACGGCUGCAAGAUCUGAAUUGUCUCGAUUGUCUGAAGAAGAACUGAUUAGAUUAUGGAGAAGUUCUGAACGUGAAGUUCGAGAGGCUCUUUUGGCUGCAUUACAAGAGAGAAGAGCGAGUUUGGAGCCAAAACAAGAACCGGGAUGA
This is a messenger RNA of Danaus chrysippus (African queen), 4500 nucleotides long. NCBI's taxonomy places the organism in Eukaryota, Metazoa, Arthropoda, Insecta, Lepidoptera, Nymphalidae. The record is from the annotation of a GenBank genome assembly.